CCUCCUCGCUCAGGUAUCAGGCGAAACUGGUCGGGCGUGCGAGAGAGGACGGCGGCGGCGGCAGGAGCGGAGGGAGGAUGGCUGGGCGCCGCGGGCUGUGCGUGCUGCUGCUGCUCAGCGCCCUGCUGGUGGCUGCCGUUCCCACAGAGAGAAGUGGAACCAGCAGUUCAAAAGGAAGAAGUUUUGCUGGGCAGAGGGUUCCAAAUACUGAUAAUGCCUCUGAGGAGUCAUACAAAGUGGAUGACUUUGCAGCAAAAGUCCUUACAGGAAAACUGACUACAGUUUUUCUUCCCAUUGUCUAUGUCAUUGUCUUUAUCGUUGGUUUGCCAAGCAAUGCUAUGGCCAUCUGGGUCUUUUUUUUCAGGACAAAGAAGAAACAUCCAGCUGUGAUUUACAUGGUUAACUUGGCAUUGGCAGACCUUCUCUUUGUUGUGUGGUUCCCACUGAAGAUUGCGUACCAUGUAAAUGGCAAUAACUGGCUAUUUGGGGAAGGUCUCUGCAAAGUGCUUGUUGCAUUUUUUUAUGGAAAUAUGUACUGCUCCAUUCUUUUUAUGACAUGUCUCAGUGUGCAAAGGUAUUGGGUUGUAGUGAACCCCAUAGUGCACUCAAGAAAGAAGUUUGAAAUUGCCCUGGGCAUCUCCCUUGCUAUCUGGAUACUGAUUUUGUUGGGAACCAUUCCACUGUAUCUUGUUAAUCAGACAGCAUAUAUUUCAGACCUUAACAUCACUACCUGCCAUGAUGUGUUGCCUAGCAAUGUUUUGGCUCAUGACAUGUUCAAUUACUUCCUCUCACUUGCAAUUGGACUCUUCCUAAUUCCAGCUCUCAUCACUGCUGUUGCUUACAUACUAAUGAUUAAGACUCUGAAUGCUUCAAUCUCAGAUAUAAGCACUGGGAAGAAACGAAAAAGAGCAAUCAAACUCAUUAUUGCUGUCCUGGCCAUGUAUCUCAUAUGUUUUACACCAAGCAAUGUGCUACUUGUUGUGCACUAUCUGCAACUCAGAAACAGUAAUGAGAGCUCUCUGUACAUGUCAUACAUAACUGCACUGUGUCUAUCCACUUUGAACAGUUGUAUUGAUCCAUUCAUUUACUACUAUAUUUCAAAAGACUUCAGAGACAAUCUUAAAAAUGCUCUUAUUUGCCGAAGUGUGCGAACUACACGAAGGAUGCAGGUCUCUCUCUCAUCAGGCAGAUACCCCAAGAAAUCUAAUUCUUACUCUUCAAAUUCAAAUGGAACCUCUAAAUCAACCUACUGACUUCAGUCCUAGAAAAAAGUGAACUUUUUACUACUGGAAGGAAGGCAGUGACAAGAAAGUUAUUUUAUACAACAGUUUGAAGAAAUAACUUUGCUUUUUUAUUCACAUUUAAAGCCUAGGUGUCAGAACUGACAUCCUGUGAUCUUAUACAGAAUUAGCAAACAGAUAAAUCUUCUAACCAGGCUGGAAAAGAAAAUCAUGACAUUUCUGAUCCUUUGCGAAAGUGCUCCUGUCCUCAGUCUGCUGGGGUUGAAGACAUUUUUGUUCAAUAUUGAAGUUGUCUAAAAGCAGAAUGUCACUGGAAUGUUAUAUAGAGCCACUAGUAUAUUUAAUUAACAGAUAAAUCUGUUUUGUUUGGCUUUAACUGUAAUGAACAGUUAAACACAUUAUUUAUGACCAGCGUUGCUCUCUGUACGUGCUUACACUGAAUAUUGAUUAAACAGAAAUGACAGAAAGGAGAAUCUAUUUCACUAUGUUGUUGUGGGUCCAGCAACAUGAGUGCUUAUUAUUUGCUGUAUAAUAUAAUCUUACAUUGUUUUCCAAAUGUUUUAAAUACGAACACUGUAGAAGCCUGGUGAGAUUAUCAUGUUAAGUUGGCAAGCUGAACCUGUUAUCAGCUAGCACUGGAUAAAUAAAAUGUUAGUUGAGAUUAUAUACUGUUACUUAGUACUUGCCAGAACCUGAUCUUAAAUGACUUUAUUUAACAAAAUUUUGAUAAGUAGCUUUGAUUUUUUUUUAUAUAUAUAUAACUUGUA
Molecule: messenger RNA, 2008 nt
Organism: Phasianus colchicus (ring-necked pheasant)
Lineage: Eukaryota; Metazoa; Chordata; Aves; Galliformes; Phasianidae
Gene: F2RL1
Product: F2R like trypsin receptor 1
Biological process (GO): phospholipase C-activating G protein-coupled receptor signaling pathway; positive regulation of Rho protein signal transduction; thrombin-activated receptor signaling pathway
Cellular component (GO): plasma membrane
Molecular function (GO): thrombin-activated receptor activity
Source: RefSeq, a predicted model, not a curated record